This is a messenger RNA of Medioppia subpectinata, 1437 nucleotides long. The record is from the annotation of a GenBank genome assembly. Lineage: Eukaryota; Metazoa; Arthropoda; Arachnida; Sarcoptiformes; Oppiidae.
AUGGUUACAAUUACCCGUUACAUCUAUUCACCCCGUAUGGAGUUGUCUGAGUAUAUGGGCAUUGUUGGCGGUGCGUCGGGCCUAUGGUUUGGUCUAAACAUACUGGCCUUUUAUGAUAUUGGCCAGUCUUUAUUGGUCGUCCGCGCGAUUGUAUGCCUGGCGUUACUGAUGGGUUGCAUUUGGCAUAUCGUCGAUAUCAGUGUCAUAUACUUCCGUUACGAGACAACAGUAUCUGUAGUGCUCGAAAAGGCACAGGUGGUUGAGUUGCCCUCAUUCACAAUAUGCACUAAUGUUAGUUACGCGAUUGACGUGGACUAUUUACGGCACCGGUACCCAAACGACACGGCACUGGCAAACAUAACCGACAACAAUGAAAACAAAUGGCUAUUCAAACCAUACCUCUAUAACCUAACACUGGAGGAGCAACUGAUGAAAGGCACGAUCGGCGCCAACCGGUUUUUCAACACAUGCGGAGUCCUGAAACCGCGGGCCGUGUUGUCAUCGGCCGAGUAUUAUAUCGAGUGCGCGUGGAUAGCACCGGUGGUCGAAUCAAUUAACGCAGAAUUUAAAUGUUUCACCAUGUUUAGUCAAAACGUAAGCCAAUUGGCGGACAACGAUCGGUACCGCGUGGACCACGACGUGAUGUUUAGGGACAACGCUUUUCCCCUGACGUGGUUCGCAAUGAACGUCAAGUACUUACAGGAUUUGGACAUUUAUAUGCACGACCGGCGGGAGCCGUUUGUGGGCCCCAUUGGCGGCCAGUUGACCGCCAUGAAUUUGGAUUAUCAACCUUAUAUUAGAAGCUUUUUGUCGUACAAAGUGAUCGAUAUUGAACUACUGCCCGCACCGUACCUGACACAAUGCCUAGACUACCACCAACUGCGAUUCAGGUCGCAUAACCACCGAGUUAGCCAAUGUCGAGCCAAGUAUAACCGUAAUCAUUUUGCCGGCUGGCAGCUGGACAUGUACUAUAGCGAUGAAUAUUACGGUAAAUUGAAUUAUACGGAUAUUAGUUUAAUGUACAAUCGUACGCUUGAUAAGCAAAUAGCCGCUGACUGCGCCCAACGGAUCGGCCGUAGGCCCGACUGUCACUCAAUGCACUACACUAUGAAUAAAAUUUCUAACCAACGGAGAGUUAACUAUAGUAAUGAUUCAGCUGCUAUUUUCUAUGCAAAUUUUUUAAUGCCCACCGACACAGUCACCCGUUACGUGCACUCACCCCGUAUGGAGUUAUCCGAGUAUAUGGGCAUUAUUGGCGGUGUGUCGGGCCUAUGGUUUGGUCUAAACAUACUGGCCUUUUAUGAUAUUGGCCAGUAUUUAGUGAAAAACACCAUGAUAAUUAUUAACCCGUGCCAAUUCAACGCAGUCUUGGGAACAGUGGCCCUGGUCGGUAGAGUGGCCGGUACCGAGAAUGUGGCCUUCAUGGGCGGGAAUUAA